UGUAACAGUGAAAUAAGCAAAUAUGAGCACGUGCGCCUGCAGCUAGAGUGGGUCAAAUUGAACUUUGCGCCCACUCACAGCGCUCUAAGGACCAGGAUCAUCCUCAAAUGGUUUAUUCUUAAGCGGACACGCCUCCUAGUUCCAGCUUCCAGCACGACCUUUGACCUUUCUUAGCGUGAUCUUCCGCGCAGUAGCAUGCUGUGGGCGACAACACGCCGACUCUGCACACUGCGACAGUCCCACAGCCCGAGGAGCGCGCUCGUGACGUGGAGCAGAAACAUGUCGUGCUCCUGCGAAGUGAAGCCGGUGACUCUGCUGGGAACCAUGGCGUUCGGAGGCCGAGCUGACGAGGAGCAGAGCCGGGAGAUGGUGAAGACGUUCCUGGGCAGAGGACACAAACACCUGGACACGGCGUUCAUGUACACGGACGGAAAGUCGGAGGCCAUCAUUGGAGACAUGGCUCUUCUUCCUAAAGCAGUGAGCAUAGCUACUAAAGCUAACCCCUGGGAUGGGAAAACUCUGAAACCAGAGAGUGUGCGCUCCCAGCUGGAAACCUCUCUGCAGAGGCUGCGCACUGACUGUGUGGACCUCUUCUACCUCCAUGCCCCUGACCAUCAAAACCCCAUCCAGGACACGCUGAGGGCCUGCAAUGAGCUGCACAAAGAGGGGAAAUUCAAGGAGCUUGGCCUGUCAAACUAUGCAUCAUGGGAAGUGGCAGAAAUAGUUUGCAUCUGCAGACAUAACAACUGGCUUGUCCCAACUGUUUAUCAGGGAAUGUACAACGCCACAACGAGACAAGUUGAGACAGAGCUGCUGCCAUGUCUGAGAUACUGUGGAUUGAGGUUCUACGCAUAUAAUCCAUUAGCAGGAGGCCUUCUGACAGGAAAGUACCACUAUGAGGACAAAGACGGUUCUCAGCCUGCAAGUCGGUUCUUUGGGAACAGCUGGGCCGCGGCGUACAGAGACAGGUACUGGAAGGAGAGUCAAUUCCAGGCCAUAGAUUUGGUUCUGAAGGCUUUGGAGUCGGCAUACGGCUCAGAGAAACCCUCCCUGACUUCUGCUGCUAUCCGCUGGAUGUACCACCACUCCCAGCUGAAGGGGGAUCUUGGAGAUGGAGUCAUCCUUGGAAUGUCGAACAUUGAGCAACUUAAGCAAAACCUGGAUGCUGCAGAAGAGGGUCCUCUGGACCAGAGAGUUGUUGAUGCCUUCAAGGACGCCUGGAACCUUGUAUUUCACGACUGUCCAAACUACUUCAGAUGAAACGACUGCAAAUGUCAAAAAAGCUCCAGAAAAUUUCACUUGAUUUCUGCACUGAUUUGUUUUCUGAGAUAAACGGUAAUGGACCUUUCCUUUUUAAAUUCCUUAACUGUAUUCAGGUAAGGAAUUAAUUUUCACAAUAAAAGCUUUUUCCACUUAAA
Molecule: messenger RNA, 1418 nt
Organism: Oryzias latipes (Japanese medaka)
Lineage: Eukaryota; Metazoa; Chordata; Actinopteri; Beloniformes; Adrianichthyidae
Gene: akr7a3
Product: aldo-keto reductase family 7, member A3 (aflatoxin aldehyde reductase)
Molecular function (GO): oxidoreductase activity
Source: RefSeq, a predicted model, not a curated record